This is a messenger RNA of Mytilus trossulus (common blue mussel), 687 nucleotides long. RefSeq lists its product as uncharacterized. Lineage: Eukaryota; Metazoa; Mollusca; Bivalvia; Mytilida; Mytilidae. The record is from RefSeq and is a predicted model, not a curated record. The transcript has 5 exons. The coding region runs from base 196 to 687 and encodes 163 amino acids.
UCUUUAUUUUAUUUUUAGAUUUGAAAAUUACACAAUUUAUUGUUUCUUAUCCGAAGUCUCAUAAAAUAUUUGAGACAUAAAAGACACAGAGCAAUACAAGCUAUGCUAGUUGCUGUUAUUAAUCUACAUUAAUUUAGAACAUACAAUUGAGUCAAAUGGACAUUCCGAAAAGUAAAAGUGAUAAAAGAACAUAAAAUGGAUUAUUUCCAUGUUUGUUUAUUUACUUUUUUCACUUGGAAGUCAAUAUAUGGUUCUAUCUCAAUUGUGGGAUAUGGAUCGCUACAAUUAAAUUCGCCUUUCGUAUUGGCAUGUUAUAUACCCUCCUUUAAUAACAGUGGAGCAACAUGGAGUAAUACUAACUUGUCGUCAAAUACAUGUGACAGUAAUGGUUUUUGUCAAAAACCUACUGUAGGCAACUCCAAUUUUUCAGCAAAUGAGUCUGGCAUUUUUGUGGAAAUAGACCCACUAUUAGAGAAAGAUGAUAACAUAAAAUGGACGUGCUUUUAUGAUUCUAAAAACAUUUCGUAUACAGUUGAAAUCGGUUCAUCAAAUCCAACUGGUCAGAAAGAGUCAGAAACCUCCAAUGGUGGACUGAUAGCUGGCAUAGUAGUUGGCUGCGUUUUAUUGGUAGUAAUAAUUGCAAUACUGUGGUAUGCGCGAGAAAAAAAUACAUUUUGCUUUUCAUAA